AUGGCCCCCGAGUUGAGCAGGCCGCCGACGCGGAAUGGCGGUUCGAGACCGCCCACAUCGAGAUUCCAAGAAGGCUCAAUGAACGACCGGAUCAGCAACGUGCCGCCCGUACAAUUCCUAGGCGACGAACAGCUGAAGGAGUACGAGAAACAGUUCUACAAUGAGCCGCUGAGAAAGGCGACCACGGCGGCGACGGCCAUAUUACACCGCGAGGCUCGGAGGCAGCGCCGCGACAGACCGCUCUCCGCAUCCGCACAGCUCCAAAGCCCCGUCAGCUCGAGGGUACCGGUAUCCCAGACGGACGACCAGCCACUUCAACACAAGAGAUCUACGGGGUUCUUCGGCCGUGUCCGUGACGCAUUAUUUAACAGAGGAGGACCGCCGGCGCCGGCGCAGAAGCUGCAGCAGGAAGAGGACGAGGUGAGGAGGAAGCACAGCAGCUUGCAGGAGCCAGUGCAAGCACCAUCGUCAUCCAUGCCGCCACCGCCGCGACCCGACUUCCUACAGCGCUCGCCCAAAUCACAGUCCGAGACGAACAUCCCACAGCUACCCAACUUUGGCGGGUCGGAUCGGCCGUCCCGGGAUGAUGUGAUGGCGUCCUACCAGGAGCUCAUGGCAAGGGGCUUCUUCCAGUCGCACGCAAUACAAUCUACCCGGCACGCCGGACCUUCAGCAAGACGGUCGGCGCCCCUGAUGCCCUCUAUACCCUCCGCGCCAUGCACUCCACAGCCGCCUCCUCGAUUUUCGUCUAUGAAUGCACCGACAAGCCCGGAGUCGCCCACAAGCGCCACGAAAGGUAGGGUCAGCAACGACUGCCCAAUACGAGCACCUCCCCCAACACUACCUCAGUUCCUACGUUCCCCUCCGCCCAAGUCCGCAGCACAAUCAUCAGCGCCGCCGGCAGCAAGCAGACCAGAACUCCCAAGGAAGGACUCCCGCUACGCGCUGCGUGGGCGCAAGCGCAGCAGAGCGGACGCGGACGACGGGACGACGAUGACGACGUCGGAAAGCACAGCCUCCUUCGCGCAACCGCUUAAGAGGGUCGCCAAGAAGCUGCGCAAGAUGCCGUCGUCGAUCACGAGCUCCAGCUCCAACUCCAACUCGUCCACCACCACCACCACGGCCUCGACCAGCGCGCAGAACGCCGACGGCGUCCUCAAGUUGGCGCCUUCGCUCUCGAACGGCGGGACCCUGCAUAGCAAUGAACGGGCGCUGCGCAUGCGCUCGCCGUCUCCUCCGCCGGUUACGGUUGUUGAUAUUAAUGGCAACGGCAACGGUGGUGGAAAUGUCAAUCGACGCAUCGCGAGCAUCUCGGUGCGUAGGACGUUCUCGGGCUCCAACAGGUUGCGCAAGCGGGCUAAGUCGCCGGCGCGGACUGCGAAUACCAUCACCAACGCCAGCGCCAGCGCCAGCACCGUCAGCACAACGCCCGAGACGUGGGGCAUGAUGCGCCAGCGCAUGUCCAUCGACAGCACGCGGGACUCGGGCGACAAUGAGCGUAAGGGUAGCAGUGCCUUCGCCUCCCCGCGGGGAGUGGACGCGGCCGAGCCCGUCGUACCCCUGUGCGCCGUGCCUGACGCGAACCGCGGCAUCCCGUCCGUGCCUAAGAUCCCGUUCCAAUUCUUCGACAAGACGCCCCGGCCUUCGUCGGACGAGAACGACCGCGGCAAUAGGAUGGACGUCGACGUCGACGGGGAGUGGCAGUUUGGCGAGGCUCUGUAG
Anthostomella pinea is the source of this 1722-nucleotide messenger RNA. The record is from the annotation of a GenBank genome assembly. Lineage: Eukaryota; Fungi; Ascomycota; Sordariomycetes; Xylariales; Xylariaceae.